CCCCCCCCCCCACAGCAGAGAAUCACUAUCUAACCCUGUCAAUAAUGUUAAAGUUGAAAAAAAAAAAAACAAAACCUUGUCUAGGAUGCAAUGCUGGUCACCAUUUCCAAAAACUAGCUGAAAAAUGUGCCAUGAACCCCUGGAAAAUGUGUUAUACCCUGAGAUAAACUCAUUUUUUACAGCAACAAAGCCAUGUUUUAUUAGACAGUGACUCUGUGUGUGUGUGUGUGUGUGUGUGUGUGUGUGUAUACUAACAUUUCCAUGUACCCUCUGAUAUACAAUAUCAAAUAUUUCACAUAUCAGAAUAUACUAAGAAAAGUAGGUUUUGCCAUUUCUCAAAACAUAUCCCUCAUCUCUUUUCAGUUCUGCAUUUCCCUCAAGAGUAAGUUCUAUUGCGGAAGGCACCUGUUGGGAUGAACGCUGCGUGUUGUAUGGAAACCAAUUUGACAAUAAAUUUCAUAUUAAAAAAUAAAAUAAUUUUUUAAAAAAGAGUAAGUUCUGACUUCUGUCGCUAUGUUACUACAGACAAAUAAGCAAAUUCACCAUCUGUCUAUCACUGGAAUAUAACGUGUUUGUCAUGUUCAUUUUGUCCCAGGAUGAAGUGACCAAGUAACCCUAGCAUCUCCCCUGAAGGGUCCAAACCAUGCUUCAGAGAUGGAUAUUUUUUGGAGGUUUAGCAUUUAGAUUUUGCUUUGUGCUUUCUUAGGUGCAGUGUCUUUGGCAAAGUCAUUUCUCUUAAAGACUCAUUUUCACUAUUUUUAAAAUCUGUCAGUGGUGUCUUCCAAAAGAUGGGAGAGGCCCAGGACACUUGGUGUAUUGAAAGGCAAGAGUGAUGUAUUACAGUUAAAAUGAAGUGUACAUGGUAGAGAAUUUGAUUUGGAAUAUUUGGCUUCCCAUCCUUGAAGAAUUAGUGAUGCCAGGAGUCUACAGCUAACUACAGCUAGUCUACAUCUAACUAUCUAUAUACCCCACAAUCUGUAUCUAGAUAUAUAGAUAGAUGGAGAUAUGGAUAUACAGAUAAGUAUAGGCAUAGGAGUUUCUUUCUUUACAGAUGAUGAAUAGCUCCUGAAAAGAUUCCCCUACAUGCUGGCAUUGAGAAAAUCCCAGUGCAAGAGGAUACUCUCUUGCUAGUCAAGCCCAAGUGGAUAAACUCAGUCCCUGAAUUCCAGAGAAGGUACAUGGGUCCAUAACAGGCAAGGCCACAUGGCUGUUGACUAAUGGUCCAAUGGAGAAGAACCUCUGUCUCUAUGGCACCAUCUUACGUUCUGCCCCAGAGCCUUCCACUUGGUUGUGGGAUCUGGUUUGAAUAAGGAUUUGAGCCCAUUAGACAUUGGUCAAGGAAAACACUCACUUCUCAUGGGAAACUUAAACAGGACGUUUGGUCUCCUUCAGACCCCACCCAAGAGCUAUCCAGAGCUAAGUUCUUUAGGAAGGAACCAUUACUUGUGAGGCAAUAGAUGUAGAAAUUCUCUGACAAGGAACUCUUACCUCAUACUUCCUGCUGAUUUAUCUUACUGUUUUAUGAGGAUCUGUCAUUCUGCUAAUGUGCCCCAACAAGAGACUAACUGGGCUGAGGUUCUGACAGAAUCAUGGCCCCCAGAGACACCAUCCAUCUCUGUCUCGUGCUCUGUCUGAGCCAGAAGCUUUGGGCACAGGAAGGGUAUUUCCCCAUUCCUAUUAUAUCUGCCACACCUGGUUCUGUGAUUCCCUGGAAUGAGUCUGUGAAGAUCCUGUGUUGGGGGACUCCUGAGUCUUACUUGUACCAACUGGAAAUCCUGAGAAACCUCACAUUUGAGGUGGUAGAGAAGAAAUUGGGAUUUCAGGAGAAGGCUGAAUUCCUCAUUAGCCACAUGAAUACCAACACUGCAGGGCGUUAUCAGUGCCAAUAUAGGAAAGAGUACAAAUUAUCAGAGCACAGCAAAACCCUGGAGCUGGUGGUGACAGGCUUGUACAACAAACCGUCCCUCUCAGCAGUGCAGGGCAUGGUGGUGAUGCUGGGAGAGAAUAUUUCCCUGCAGUGCAGCUCAACAGACAUCCCAUUUGAUAGAUUUUCACUGACCAAAGAAGGAGGAGCCACCCUGUCACAGCACCAAAGUGGGGUACACCAAGGCAACUUUAUUCUAGGCCCUGUGAACCACAACUUCUCAGGGAACUACAGGUGCUAUGGUUGGUACAGUGGCAGCCCUUAUGUGUGGUCAGCCCCCAGUGAUGCCCUGGGGCUUGUGGUCACAGAUAUAAUGAACCAAGAUUACACAAUGGAGAAUUUGAUCCGAAUGGGCGUGGCAGGACUGGUCCUUGUGGCUCUCUUGGCCAUAGUCAUUGGAAAUUGGCACAGCCAUAAGGUUCCAAACAAGGAAGACUGGCCAGAUUUUCCUGAACUGAGCCGGAGUCAACACAAAUGUCAGACUGGACCUUUGGACAAAGCCUUAAGAGACACCAGGGCCUUGCGUGGAAAAGCAUACUGUAAACCUGGGAAUAAAAAGACCCUCCCCUCCUAGAAAAAGACUACGUUGUCUGGUAGCCAUGAUGACAAAAAGCCGCCGGAACCAGUUUUUCACCCAUCAGCAAUGACCACUCCCCUCCAUGAAAAACGCCCUGGUGAUUCAACCAAUCAGCUCCUUGCUUCUAAAUGUCAGCCAAUCAGAAACGGAUUUACUUCAGUAACUGCACCUGUGAGUGACAGCCAACCCUUCAGAAGGGAAACAAAAAUAAUAUAAAA
Felis catus (domestic cat) is the source of this 2719-nucleotide messenger RNA. It is a transcript of the gene FCAR, whose product is annotated as Fc alpha receptor. The transcript has 6 exons. The record is from RefSeq and is a predicted model, not a curated record. Bases 1590 to 2498 code for a protein of 302 amino acids. Lineage: Eukaryota; Metazoa; Chordata; Mammalia; Carnivora; Felidae.